This is a messenger RNA of Somion occarium, 1911 nucleotides long. The record is from the annotation of a GenBank genome assembly. Lineage: Eukaryota; Fungi; Basidiomycota; Agaricomycetes; Polyporales; Cerrenaceae.
GGCGGGCGGGUGAGAGGCGGGGGGGCUUAUUUUCUUGUUCCCUACACUCGUCUUCCCCACCUCCGCAGCCUCUCCAUACCCUUAGAAACACUCUCUUCAACUAGUUUCUUUCAUUUAGAAAUGAGCUACGGCGGCAGUUAUGGUGGUUACGGUGGUGGUUAUGGUGGAGGCUACGGAGGUGGCGGAGGUGGCGGUGGAUGGGGCGGCGACGACAAAAUGCACAACCUCGGCGGUGGUCUUCGCAACGUUGACUGGAACACCACCAAGCUCGAGCACUUUGAGAAAAACUUUUAUGUCGAGGAUAAACGUGUCAGCGCCCGCAGCGAUAAAGAGAUCGAGGAGUUCCGGAAGAUCCAGGAGAUGAAGGUACAAGGUCGGAACGUCCCCAGGCCGGUGUCCUCUUUUGAGGAGGUUGGCUUCCCUGAUUACAUCUUGACCACGAUUAAAGCACAAGGUUUCUCUGCCCCAACGCCAAUCCAAUGUCAGGCGUGGCCUAUGGCUCUCACCGGGCGCGAUGUCGUUGCGAUCGCUCAGACUGGAAGUGGAAAGACCAUCUCCUUCGCGCUUCCCGCAAUGUUGCACAUCAACGCUCAACCUCUCCUCGCCCCUGGCGAUGGCCCCAUCGCACUCAUCCUGGCUCCUACUCGUGAGCUGGCAGUUCAAAUACAACAGGAAUGCACCAAAUUUGGUUCGAACUCUCGGAUUCGUAACACCGCUAUCUACGGUGGUGCGCCCAAGGGGCCACAGAUCCGUGACCUUCAACGUGGUGUGGAGAUUGUCAUUGCUACCCCUGGUCGUCUCAUCGAUAUGCUUGAGACUCAAAAGACUAACCUUCGUCGAGUGACUUAUCUCGUUAUGGACGAAGCUGAUCGUAUGUUGGAUAUGGGUUUUGAGCCUCAGAUCAGGAAGAUUGUUGGUCAGAUUCGACCAGACCGUCAGACUCUCAUGUUCAGCGCAACUUGGCCGAAGGACGUGCAGAAGCUCGCUAAUGACUUCUUGCGCGACUUUAUUCAAGUAAACAUCGGCUCCAUGGAGCUCACUGCAAACCAUAACAUCCAACAGAUCGUCGAAGUCUGCAGCGACUUUGAGAAGCGUUCGAAGCUCAUUAAGCACCUAGACCAGAUCAGUCAAGAAAACGCAAAGGUCUUGAUUUUCGUUGGCACUAAGCGUGUCGCCGACGAUAUCACCAAGUACCUUCGUCAAGACGGAUGGCCCGCUUUGGCUAUCCAUGGUGACAAGGAGCAACGUGAGCGUGACUGGGUUCUGGGAGAAUUCAAGGCUGGUAGAUCUCCCAUCCUCAUUGCCACCGACGUGGCAUCUCGUGGACUCGAUGUCAAGGAUGUAGGAUAUGUCAUUAACUAUGACUUCCCGAACAACUGUGAAGACUACAUUCACCGUAUCGGUCGCACAGGACGUGCCGGAAUGAAGGGUAUAUCGUACACUUACUUCACCACUGACAAUGCCAAGUCAGCGCGUGAGUUGAUUGCCAUUCUUCGGGAGGCAAAGGCACAUGUACCACCUCAACUCGAAGAGAUGUCGAUGUUCGGUGGUGGUGGCGGACGCAGUCGCUAUGGCGGAGGCGGAGGCGGACGUGGCCGUGGUGGAGGUGGAGGUGGUGGGGGUGGACGCUUUGGCGGUCAAGAUCAUGGCUAUGGCAGUAGGGGAGGUGAUCGUUGGUAAACUCUCUACCACCUCUGUUCCUCGCCCUCCUUCGCAUAUGCUUACAAUAGAGAAUAAGAGUCUGGUACUCCCGGGUUUGUCGGUAGUGAUGAUGCAUCAUGAUUCCCCAUGGGUUCGUAGAGUUACGACUGUCUAAUGUAUUUUUGUCCACGCGUCUGUACUGCUAUGAUACAUAAUCGUAUUCUGGACCAAUUUGAGUGUUUACACACGCCUUCGAACUACCAUGACCAU